Closterium sp. Naga37s-1 is the source of this 417-nucleotide messenger RNA. Lineage: Eukaryota; Viridiplantae; Streptophyta; Zygnematophyceae; Desmidiales; Closteriaceae. The record is from the annotation of a GenBank genome assembly.
AUGGUGGGUCGAUACGGGGUAAAGCUCUCCCCACUCUCCCUUGCAUGCCCAUGCCUCUUCCCCCCUCCUCCCCCCUCCCCUGCAUUCCCCCCCAACCCCACACCACACCAACAGAUCUUCCAGCGGAUCAUGGCGGGGCGAUACGGGAUUUUCCAACGUAUCAUGGCGGGACGAUACGGGGUAAAGCUCUCCCCGCCCUACCUCCUUCCCGGCCCCCUGGGCUGCCACGGCACUGCCACUCGCUUCGAGUCGCUCCUACCCUCCUCCCGGGUAGGAAGGAGUGAGAGGGAAAGGGGGUAUGGCCUGCGCCUCUCCCCGCCCUACCUCCUCCCCGGCCCCCUGGGUUGCCAUGGCACUGCCACUCGCUUCGAGUCCCUGCUGCCCUCCUCCCGGGUAUGUGGGGUGGAUGGAUGGUAG